Molecule: messenger RNA, 1145 nt
Organism: Triticum dicoccoides
Lineage: Eukaryota; Viridiplantae; Streptophyta; Magnoliopsida; Poales; Poaceae
Exons: 2
Coding region: 12-1145 (377 amino acids)
Source: RefSeq, a predicted model, not a curated record
CCUUAGCCAUCAUGGCUUCCCACCAGCAUCUCUUUAUGUUUAGGGUUGCCGCCUGUACCAAGGAACUAGGGGGUGUGGUGGUGCAAGACUUCUUCAUCUACAACGCCAACAAUCCUUCCUCGCUGAAAGCGCUACCCGCUUGUACCGAGCCAUACCCAGAUUAUUCCCGCGCUGAUUGCCGCUUACCUCGUCCACCUUCUGGCCAGAAGGUGGAGCGGCGCCUGCUGGCCCUUGAAUCUAUGGGCCUCUUGUGCGGUGAAGGCGAAGGGUUCGCGGUGGCAGAGUUGAAUGUCUACCCCAGCCGCCGCAAGGUCUACGCUGACAUAUGCAUGCUGCACGCUAGUACAUCAGCUAGCCCUGGACUUGAGGAAAAAUGGAAUUCCAUCCGUGUACCAAUCCUCGGUGUUGAAGACCACGAUGAUGUCUCGCAACUUUGUUAUUGGCAGACCAACACGGUUAUUCCUUUCGAUCAUUUUCUAUGCUGGAUCGACUAUUACAGAGGCAUCCUCCUCUGUGAUGUGUUUGGAGUCCCCAAUCCUACCGUGUCCUUCCUCCGUUUUCCGCUGAACAAGUUCCCUUCUACUCACAAUCGCAGCAACACAUCCAGUUGGGUGUACCGUGGUGCUUCCGUUGUCGACGCAGGCCGUACACUAAAGUUCAUCGAUAUCGCCCGCAACGAUGGCAUUGGUUACGGGCCACUCAAGCCUGGUGCUGGCUUCAUUGUCAGCUGCCACACUCUCUCGUCAUGCAAGUCGGCGUGGAAGAAGGAGUACGAGGUCAGAAAUGAAGACCUAUGGGCACUCAACACUCCUGAGUGCCUUCCUCGUGACAUCCUUAUGUUCCCUCAAGUGCACAUUGACAACCCAAAUAUAGUGCAAUUCAUUGUUAUAAGCGAGUUCAAAUGGGCACUCAAGAAAAUGCGAGUGGUGGCCAUUGACAUGAAAACCAUGACUGUGGAUUCAUUCUCCAAGUAUAUCGAUGGAAAGGAGGACAAGGACGUUGAAAUACAGGCUUCCUUUGGGCCAAUGUUGAGGUCAUCACCCAGAGUGAAAAAUGAGGAGGUUCAGAAGGCUGCUUCUGCUUUGAAGGCCGACCACAGCCGUGCUACCCCUCGAUCUAUUAGACCGUUACAUAUAGAGUUGUAA